This is a messenger RNA of Blepharisma stoltei, 1093 nucleotides long. The record is from the annotation of a GenBank genome assembly. Lineage: Eukaryota; Ciliophora; Heterotrichea; Heterotrichida; Blepharismidae.
AUGUUGAAAGUCAGACGGAAUAGGCCUGGUACCAGGUCAGCUGACCUUUGGUCCUGGAAUCUUGAAGAUUACCCAAACAUGCCUGGUCCAUUCGCAGUCCAAGAAUACAUUCAAGAACUAAUCCGAGUCUGCCCAGACAAUGUGAAGCGAAUUUGUGAGCCUCCAACUGAUGUAGACAUCGGUGUCUGGCAAUACGAACACAUGAGGCAAUUCAUCCUUGAACUUAACCUUCUCAUUGUCUCUCUCCAAAAUUAACUUUAAAUUUUAUACGGCCAUAAGUGGGACUCCCACUAGCCGAACUACCCUGACUCCAGGAAAGGUGGUCUACGCUGGUUGCGUAUUCACCAGAGCGCAAAUGGUGUAAGGGCCCUAAUCAAAAUUCCAUACUCUUAAAUUUUCUGGCGAGACUCGCCUCACCUAAGGAUUAGCUUCCUAGGCUGGAGCCACCCAGUUUUGGGUAGCCCGAUCAUCUCGAUAGACGAAGACUAUGUGAGAGGAAAACCGGACAGGAAAACCUUCUGGAGAGAUACAAAACUCCUCUUCGGUAAGGCUUCCCAAACCUAAGGCCUUCUUCAAAAAGGGGGCAGAGGCUGUGUUUUCAGCUUCUUUAGGAUGGGUCCAACCUGCUCCAUCGAAGUGCACAUCAGAGAACCAUUUCCAUAAACGCUACCAUUUUAUUUUCUUCUCUCUCCAAGGAAUCUGUACGCCCACAGCAUGCCCGAAAAUGAAGGCAACCGAUGACUGGCUCUACCUUUGCGCAUCCCACAAGACUCCUCAAGAAUGCACAGCAAUCGACUAUAUGACCCACACACUAGACCACGCUACCUCUCUUAUGCAAAAUAAUAAAAAUUUUAACAGCCGAGUUAGCAUUCCACCAACUUCAAUAAAAUAUCUCAUGAGCAUCGUAAGAAGGCUCUACAGACUUUUCACACACACAUAUUUUCAUCACAGAGAGAUUUUUUCUGAAUUUGAAAAGCAGACUCAUUUGUGCUAUAGAUUUACAGAGUUUGUGCAGAGGUUUGAUAUGAUGCAGUCUAAACUUUUUAGUAUUCCGACACAUGCUUAUAUUUUUGAAGACAGCAAUAAGGAGUAA